UUCAUUUCAUCUACUUACCUAGGCUUUCAUUCCUUGUUGAAAUGACCAGAAAGAAAGUAAAGUUAGCGUACAUAGAAAAUAAGUCUUCUAGGAGAGCGACAUACAAAAAAAGAGUGAAAAUUGUCGUAAAAAAGACUCGAGAAUUAAGUGUCCUUUGUGGCAUAGAUACUUGUACUAUCGUCUAUGGCCCAGAUGAACAAGCUCCUGUGGUAUGGCCUCCGUGCGAGGUAGAAGCAAAAAGGAUUAUCUCUAACUUUAGGAUAAAGUCAGAGGUAGAUAUGUCUGAAAGAAGCUUAAACCAACAAACUUUCUUGAAAGAAAGUGUUAACAAGGCACAAGAGAAGUUAUUCAAACUUCAACAGAGGAAACGUGAGAUACAAAUUGAGAAUUUGGCGACUGAUAUCAUGAGUGGGAGAUUAACACUCGAACAAAGCAACCCUUUCGAUUUGAGGGAUUUGAUUUUGGUGAUUGAGAAUAGAAUGAGGGCUAUGCAACAACGUAUUAGAAUCAUUGAAGAUGGUUAUAUUAAUAAUAAUCAAACCAUCUUGCCAAAUGUAACAACAAAUCUACACAUUUGACAGGCGUGUGCGUCAUCAAGUGGAGCGAUCUCAUGUCUAUCAAUUGCACGCAUGUGUGUUCAAUUGGUCGUGGAGAACGGAGCAAGUUCAGCGUCGAAUCCUUUGGAGUCUCAUUUGAUUUAAUUUUAUUUAUAUUUUAUUUUAUUAAUUUUUAAUUAUUUUCUUUCUCUUGUAGACUAAUCCUAUGUCAAAAUAACAAGUCUACACAUUUUUUUACUAUUGAAAAUCAAUUCUUAUUAUUUGUUAUUGUUUUUUCUUCAAUUAUUGUAAA
Spinacia oleracea (spinach) is the source of this 849-nucleotide messenger RNA. RefSeq names its product agamous-like MADS-box protein AGL80. The record is from RefSeq and is a predicted model, not a curated record. The transcript has a single exon. Gene Ontology annotation, molecular function: protein dimerization activity; cis-regulatory region sequence-specific DNA binding; DNA-binding transcription factor activity, RNA polymerase II-specific. Gene Ontology annotation, biological process: positive regulation of transcription by RNA polymerase II. NCBI's taxonomy places the organism in Eukaryota, Viridiplantae, Streptophyta, Magnoliopsida, Caryophyllales, Amaranthaceae. Bases 42 to 578 code for a protein of 178 amino acids.